AUGAGAUUAGGGCAUAUUCUGAUAUUCCUUCUCUACGUAGGAAUAUGUUCCACCAAAAUUGAUACUGACAAACACCCAAACAGAAAUAUUGAACAUGUAAAAAGUUAUUGUGGGAUAGGUUACGAUUUAGUUUCUGGAAAUCCGAUGGGUGACCCUUCAGAUCAGGGUGAUUUUGGAUAUAAAAGCAGCAUUAUACUACAACCAAAAAUAACGACUGAUGUUCGUGGUAACUUUAAAGUAGAGGGAAAUACUAGAAGCUUUUGGAUAAGGAAGAACAAUUACUGUUGGAAUAAUACAGAGCCAGGAGAAAUAAAAAAUAAUGACGACUAUCUAAAGGCUCUAUAUAAUGAUUUUGAUGUAGAUAAUGCGCUAAGCAAUAAUUUGCUAAAGGCAAAUGCCAGUAGUAAAAUAAUGCGGGCUAUUAAAGACCAUGGAAAAUAUCGAAUACGAAAAUCAUAUUGUAGUAUAUACGAGAGUGGAAUAGUCUUGCCAUACAAAGGAAUAGUAGCAAGAGGAUUCCAAGAAUACGUGGGUCGUUUGCCAGUACUUACAAAUGAGACAUCGGAAUGCUCAGCAGACAUGUUCCUUGUACAAUCAAAAAACAAAGAGUGUAUAAACAUUAGAAAAUGGAUCGAUUUCUUCAAAGUUUACGGCACCCACAUCGUUACACAUGUCAUAACAGGAGGAAAGGUAAUGUAUACUGAAAAAUCUGCAAAUAUAUCUGAACUAUCCAAAGAGGAUGAGAACGAAAUGAAAGAUACGAGUAAAAAAACCAAAAAUUUUAAGAAGCGUAUUAGGGGUAGUAAGGAAUCUAAGCAGGUUUCAGUAUUGGGAGGUUACUACAUUAAAGGCCUAGAGAAUAGAAGAAACUUUUCAGAUUGGACUAAAACUGUUUCGGAACGCCCUAUGCCAAUUAAAGCCAAAUUUGUAGCAAUUUCAGAGCUUUUUCCGGAUAAACAUUUGAGCUAUGUAAAAGCUCUAAAAUACUAUUACGACUUAUUUGGGCUUAACGCAGGACUUUCCAUAGUCGAAAAUGUCAGUAAAAUUUUUGAGGGAGAUACUUUAACAUCCAAUGGUGGAACAGCAUCGUGUCCAGAAAGUAAAUACACAAUUUCUGGAUUUUCUAUGCAGAUUGACAAAAAACUGGAGAUUGCUAACUGUAUACCAGGAAGGUACUUUGCAUUUUCUCCAUGCAGAACCUUCAGGGACGUUUGCCCCGGCACGACCGAUAGCUCUAUAUGGUUACUUUGCGGAAAUUCUGGUUUCCAGGAGCUAAUUACACUAUCGUUUUCCAGGGAACAACCAAGAUGUCCACAAGGGUUUACAAUAGCUCUGGGCUUUUAUAUAGAGUACAAGGAAUACAAAAUCAUAACAUGUCAAGCAGGUAUUGAUUCCAAUACCCAUGAACAUAAUCAGGGAACAAAUGCGGAAAAUAUUCUGAGUGGGAAAACACAACAUCAUGGAUAA
Molecule: messenger RNA, 1467 nt
Organism: Theileria equi strain WA
Lineage: Eukaryota; Apicomplexa; Aconoidasida; Piroplasmida; Theileriidae
Product: MAC/Perforin domain containing protein
Exons: 7
Coding region: 1-1467 (488 amino acids)
Source: RefSeq, a predicted model, not a curated record